Osmerus eperlanus (European smelt) is the source of this 1612-nucleotide messenger RNA. RefSeq names its product CIMAP1 family member D (gene cimap1d). The transcript has 4 exons. NCBI's taxonomy places the organism in Eukaryota, Metazoa, Chordata, Actinopteri, Osmeriformes, Osmeridae. The coding region runs from base 574 to 1335 and encodes 253 amino acids. Gene Ontology annotation, cellular component: cytoskeleton. The record is from RefSeq and is a predicted model, not a curated record.
GCGUUACACGAGAGGGAAUCGGAAGGGUGACGUUGUCCCAGCAGCACAUCAAGGCACAUCUCUGGCAGGGGAGCUCUUCCGAAAAGGCAAGCGGGAGAUCUGGUUGAGGUGAACCGACAGGUGAAAGGUUACACAUUUUGGGGGUGAUCGAGCUCAAAGUACCAACGCAGGGAUCUAGUCGGGGUACCUAAGCAUCAGAGACAGAAAUGAGGGUGGUUUCUGGAUUUAGGGCUGAAGACUCACCAUCUCUAAUAUGGAGAUGAGCUUAACUACCUAAGGAGCUAAAGGACCUGUCUGCCAAGAUUCAUUUCCAGCCUGUGUAGUCAUCUAUACCGUAGCUGAUUCCAUCCAACUCCUUCUUAGCGUUGACUCUAUUAGAGAAAUUGUGCUGGAAAAUGUGGCUUGAUCUUGAUAGUUGUGUUAGAUUGACACCUUUCUGUGAAGUGUAGAUUACUUGUGUUGCUGUUCUGGUCUGGUUCACAUUUUGUCCCAUUUCCAAUAUGAGCUGCGAAGUGAAUGCUUGUGGAAUUUUUUAAGUAGGUCCAGGGAUUCAAGUUCACAACCUCCUUGACCAUGGGGGAAGUGGAAAAAAAGCGCCCCAUCAUUGCUGGAAAAGAGAAAGGACCCGGGCCUGGCCGAUAUGCACUGCCACCAACCAUUGGCUUCAUUGGUCAUGACUUCACCAAGCCAACGAGCCCUGCUUACUCUUUCCACACCAGGAUGAGCAAUAACCUGUACAGUGUCGACUCCAGUCCUGGGCCACAGUAUUACAUAGACGCCAAAAUGACUCGCUUCGGAAGGGACGGCAACCCUGCAUACUCCAUGUUAGGCAGAGUGAGGGGACCAAAGAGAAUGUUCCAGACUCCAGGCCCAGGCGCCUACAACCCAGAGAACGCUCCUCCGUGUAACAGUCAGCGCAGACCUCCAUCUUACACCAUGGGAUGCCGCACGCGUUAUCGCACCGUGGACCCGGUGCCGGCCCCUAACAAAUACUCUCUCCCUGCCCUGAUGGGGCCCCAGGUCCCCACCAAGCAAGCCAGCGCCAGCUACACCAUCUCGGGGCUGUGCAAGUCUGGGGGUCCCUCGGAGGACUUGUCAAAGACCCCCGGUCCUGGGAGGUACAACAGCACAGACCCCAGCGUCUACCUGCCACGCCAGCCGGCGUUCUCCAUGCUCGGUCGCCACGGCUUCCCCGCCGACGCCACGGUGAAGCCCGGGCCUGGCACACACAACCCGGAGAAGGUGAUCGUUCACAAGCCCCGGGCGCCUGCCUUCUCCCUGGGGAUAAGACACUCUGAGUUUGUCACUCCGCUGGUGGUCAAUGCAGCUGACUAAGCAGACACAUCUUCAUAGAGGUCUGACCUGCGGCUGAAUGGAAUUCCACUUUGAUAUUCAAUAGAUGUGGACAAAUGUGAUUCAAUAGACGCAGAGGUCUUAAGGAAUGAAUAAACGUAGAAUUAGAAUGUAAACAGAAUGUAGAGCAAUAAGUUUUAUUUGUACUGUUCAGAAAUAACAGUACUGUCUAAGAAUCAACAAAAACUUUACACAUUUAUCAAAAUGUAUGUUCUGUAAGAAUAUAUAAAUAUUCACACAGUAAAUAAUCAAUAAAGUA